Molecule: messenger RNA, 1637 nt
Organism: Notolabrus celidotus (New Zealand spotty)
Lineage: Eukaryota; Metazoa; Chordata; Actinopteri; Labriformes; Labridae
Gene: pou3f2b
Product: POU class 3 homeobox 2b
Exons: 1
Coding region: 21-1163 (380 amino acids)
Biological process (GO): regulation of transcription by RNA polymerase II; brain development
Cellular component (GO): nucleus
Molecular function (GO): DNA-binding transcription factor activity, RNA polymerase II-specific; RNA polymerase II cis-regulatory region sequence-specific DNA binding
Source: RefSeq, a predicted model, not a curated record
CCAGUCCGGCUCCGAGAGUCAUGGCGACCGCAGCGUCUAAUCACUACAGCAUCCUCACCUCCAGCGCAUCCAUCGUGCACUCGGAGCCCGGCAGCAUGCAGCAAGCCACGGCGUACCGGGACGCGCAGAGCCUGUUGCAGAGCGACUACCCGCUGCAGAGCAACAGCCACACGCUCAGCCACGCACACCAGUGGAUCACGGCGCUGUCCCACGGAGAGGGAGCCCCGUGGUCCUCCAGCCCGCUUGGCGCAGAGCAGGACAUUAAACCCGCGGUGCAGGGCGCCCGGGACGAGAUGCACAACUCCAGCAGCAACCUGCAGCACCAGUCUCGGCCACCCCACCUGGUGCACCAGACGCACGGGAACCACCACGACGGCCGGGCGUGGAGAACCACCACCGCGGCGCACAUACCGAGCAUGGCGACGACGAACGGCCAAAGCCUUAUUUACUCCCAGCCGAGCUUCAGCGUCAACGGGCUGAUCCCGGGCAGCGGGCAGGGGAUGCACCAUCACAACCUAAGAGACAGUCAUGAGGAGCACCACAGCCCGCACCUCAGCGAACACGGCCACCCGCCGUCCCAGCAUCAGCACCAGCACCGGUCACAGAGCCACCACGACCACUCGGACGAGGAUACGCCGACCUCGGACGACCUGGAGCAGUUUGCCAAGCAGUUCAAACAGCGGAGGAUCAAGUUGGGCUUUACGCAGGCGGAUGUUGGACUCGCCUUGGGGACCCUGUACGGAAAUGUAUUUUCCCAAACCACCAUAUGCAGGUUUGAGGCCCUGCAGCUCAGCUUUAAAAACAUGUGCAAGCUGAAGCCUCUGUUGAACAAGUGGUUGGAGGAGGCGGACUCCACCUCGGGCAGCCCGACCAGCCUGGACAAAAUAGCGGCGCAAGGGAGAAAAAGAAAAAAACGGACUUCAAUCGAGGUAAGCGUAAAGGGAGCUUUGGAGAGCCAUUUUUUGAAGUGCCCUAAACCGGCAGCGUCGGAAAUAAUCGGCCUGGCGGACAGUCUGCACCUCGAGAAAGAAGUAGUGAGGGUUUGGUUUUGUAACAGGAGACAGAAGGAGAAACGCAUGACCCCUCCCGGAGCUCUGCCAGGGAGCGAGGAUGUGUACGGGGACACGCCGCCUCAUCACGGGGUCCAGACCCCAAUCCAAUGAACUAUGGUGGACCCUCCAGGACAUGUUUAUCCUUUUUUAUUUAUCCCCCAUGGUUAUAUAUAAAUCACUGGACCAUGAGACGCUAUAGUGGGUGUUUUAUGUAUAAUAGAUUGCUGUGAGUACUCACACAAUACCUGCAGUGAAUAUCUGAAAAAUGGAAAAAGAGUGAGGGGAGGCAGGACAAUUUUUUUCUCUCCCAGAACGAAAGGAACAUAAGCUUGUGUUGUGUUCUUCAAGGAUACAAGCCCAGCACUGUGACUCCAGUCGACGCAGUUUCAAGGUGUAGCCCCUAUUGUGUACUGAAAUUAUACUUGACGAAAAAAUAGGGAGGGGAGGAGGGAUACCUGGUUUUAGAGGAAAAGCUUAGCUGAAUGGUUUCCAUUCGCCACUUUUAUAUCGAAUCACAAAACACAUUUUUCCUGUGCGUAAAAGGGAAAACAAAUGCAGAGGCGUUUAGUUUUGUAGCUCUAAACU